AUGUGCAGAAAUAAUGAAUAUAGAAAUCGUCUUCGAGAAGCAACGAAUGUUCUCAAUUCCUUUUUGGCUUCAGUUAAUUCACCAGCUGCUAUUGAAGAUCGUGGUGAUCAUCAAGUUCCUCAAUCAGUUAUUGAAAAAUCAAAUGCAAAUAAACAACAAGGUGGUAUUAAUACAUUAGAUGAAAUGAUUAAUGAUUUACCUGAAUCAUUAAAACGAAAUAAAGAAAUUCUUGAUGAAAUAAUUUUUAGAUUUUUUUUUUUAUAA
Molecule: messenger RNA, 264 nt
Organism: Rotaria sp. Silwood2
Lineage: Eukaryota; Metazoa; Rotifera; Eurotatoria; Philodinida; Philodinidae
Source: the annotation of a GenBank genome assembly